GUUGCAUCAUCAUUAGAUCGUUCCCGUUGAAGUCACGAUCAGCCACGCGGUAUUCCUUAAGAAGCCGGUGGGCCGCAGCGUGCAGACAUUCAUCAACAUGAAGCUCUCCGUCGCUCUUGUCCCCUGCUUGUUGGUGAUGGUUGCAUUCCACCCAGCCCACCAAGCGAAUGAUCCACUCGCAGUGCCGUGGUCAACCAGACAGGGUCUCCUUAAAAGCUGCAUCGCCUCCACCCAGUCCGUCGGCCACUUCGCUCAGAAUGUAAUCAACGAUUACAACAACUGCCACACUGCCGUGCUGCGAAGUUCCAGGAGCCGCCAACAGACUCUGCUGCUGACCGGCUACGUGUCCGGCAUGAUAGAGUGUGGGAGGGCGGCCGCCUCUUGGCAGUUGGGUUCUAUGGUAGGAGAUGUCAUGCUGUGUGUGGCUUUGACCAUUACCGCCGGCAAGUAAUCCAAGAAAUAAAACCUUAAAAGACGUCCCUA
Molecule: messenger RNA, 483 nt
Organism: Frankliniella occidentalis (western flower thrips)
Lineage: Eukaryota; Metazoa; Arthropoda; Insecta; Thysanoptera; Thripidae
Exons: 2
Coding region: 98-451 (117 amino acids)
Source: RefSeq, a predicted model, not a curated record